GUCAGAGCUAGUUAACAAAGAAAACCUUGCCCGUAUUUCACACUUUUUGUUCGGAGUUAAUCGACGGAUAUUGCUAGACUGGGAAGCCAGACAGUGCAGAUAUGCCAUUUGAGGAUUUGGUUCAUUUUGAUGGCUGCUGUUUCCCGCCUUUUCCACCGCUAGCAGCCGAUGCUAAAAAACACUUGGAUGCGCUACGUAACAUGAAAACACGAGAAGAUGAUGUGCUUAUGAUAACGUUUCCCAAGUGUGGAACCCAUUGGGUCUGGGAGAUAAUCGUUAUGCUACUGCAAGGAAAAGCAGAGUACCAUCCACUCACCAGAGAACACGUGUUCCUGGACAUGAUAAGUGAUCUGUCCUCUCUGGACAAACUGCCCUCCCCCAGGGUGUUUAACUCUCAUAUGCCCUACCGGUGGUUACCACAGGAGCAGUUCCGGUCAGGGAGAAAAAUUGUUAACGUCAUCCGAAAUCCAAAAGAUGUGGCGGUGUCGUGGUACUGCCAUUGGCACUCGUCCAAUGAAUUGGGGUGCGGAUCUGUCUCUUGGCAAGAAUUUUUUGAAGAAGUAGUAUUAGGACAAUACAAGAAUGCGUUUGGUGGAUAUUUCAACUUUCAAAAAGAACUCUUUGGUGCGGUAAAGACCAACAAAGAAUGCUCAAUCCAUACACUUUAUUACGAAAAAUUGAAAAAGGAUCCCGUGUCAGAGAUACUAAAAUUAGCAAGCUAUCUUGGAGUUGCUUGCUCCACUGAAUUGGCGAGUAAUAUAUCUGAAAAGUGUAGUUUCCAAAAUCUAAAGGACGCAUCCGAUAAUACAAAGGACCACGGGGAAAUAGCCAAAGCAAUGAAAGAAAUGGGCAGAGAGCUCCCAAAGUUUUACCGAAAAGGAGAAGUUGGUGACUGGAAAAACUGGUACACGAUUUCACAGAAUGAACGACACGACGCCAUGAUUAAACAGGAAACGAAGGACAUUGACUUCGAUCUUCAACUUAUCUACGAGAUUUAAAAUCGGUCUUGUUUGUGUUUGACGUUAUCAUGAAUGCAUGUGUUCCAGCUAAGUAUUUGUUAUACGUAUGAAAUUGUCAAGAUUAAA
Messenger RNA from Saccostrea cuccullata (small rock oyster), 1085 nucleotides. Its product is annotated as sulfotransferase 1C2-like. Gene Ontology annotation, biological process: sulfation. Bases 102 to 998 code for a protein of 298 amino acids. Lineage: Eukaryota; Metazoa; Mollusca; Bivalvia; Ostreida; Ostreidae. The transcript has 6 exons. Gene Ontology annotation, cellular component: cytoplasm. Gene Ontology annotation, molecular function: sulfotransferase activity. The record is from RefSeq and is a predicted model, not a curated record.